Messenger RNA from Paramormyrops kingsleyae, 3577 nucleotides. RefSeq names its product protein arginine N-methyltransferase 8-B. NCBI's taxonomy places the organism in Eukaryota, Metazoa, Chordata, Actinopteri, Osteoglossiformes, Mormyridae. Gene Ontology annotation, biological process: chromatin remodeling; peptidyl-arginine methylation, to asymmetrical-dimethyl arginine. Gene Ontology annotation, cellular component: plasma membrane. Gene Ontology annotation, molecular function: protein-arginine omega-N monomethyltransferase activity; protein-arginine omega-N asymmetric methyltransferase activity; histone methyltransferase activity. The record is from RefSeq and is a predicted model, not a curated record.
GCAGUGCGAUGUGCUCCCCGAAUACGGCAUCACGAUGGAGAAUAUUCAGAGGAAAAAGUGUCUGCGAUCGCCGGAGAAAUUCAUAUGUAGAAAGCUGAAAUAAACAAUCAUUCGUGAUUUACAGACGAUUUAGUUCCGCAGAUUGAAACUAUCGUGGGAGAUGGCCGCGUGGCUGGAUACUUUCGGUGUCUUACAUGAAACUUGAAUUCAUUGCUGGUUUUUCCAAACCAGUCACUGACAGGCAUCAAGUAAAAUUCGCUCUUUUAAAUUUAAGAAGCGCAAACAGGCUGGAGAAGAUUAAUAACGGGCUGCAAAGAAUGGAAAAUUCUCAUUAACACACAAAAUAAAAUAUGUGUUACUGAGUUUAUUUAACCGGUAAAUCAGUUUGUCACACACAUUUAAUACUAAAGCAAUAAAUAUUAAGUCUCCUGAUCGCAUGUGAAACGAAUGGCAACAACUACCCACCAUAAAAAGCACUGCAUUGCUUUUUAUGGUGAGUAGUUGUUGCCAUUCGUUUCGUUGCAUGCAUGGUGACUAUUUCAAAAUAAACACAAAUUCCUUUUACGAUACCCUGCCCAUUGUGUGUUUCAAGCGAGCCUUUCAUGAACAGCAAUGAAACUGGUUACAGACGACCGUUCAGACGAGGAUGAUAGUGCGUGGGAAAGAAGAGGCCGGCGAAAAUCCCAUUGGUCCCCAUUGCGCUACAAAACGAUCUCGGCUUUCUCCGACGCAAGGAUGGGCUCAGAAGGUGGAGGAACAGCCGCCAAAUAGGAGGCAUCCUCACUGCAGGAUCACCAUCCACUUUCCAUGUAUCCGCCUCAGCGGACUCCUCCCUGGACGCCGCAAGAAGUUAAUCUUACGAUCCGAAGAUGACGAUCGCUGGCCCAUCGAUGAUGGAGAAGGGUCUCUUAAAGUACUAAUUCAACGCAAUGGAACAAGGGUAUAUUUGCAGAAAAGGAGGAUAUGAAAGCCACUUUGAGAUUGUCAUAGCGCUGGCACUACUAUUUUUUUGCUUUAAAUAACAGCAACAGACCUAAGAUUACUUAAGUGUUAAAAAAAAGAAAUACCAUUAGAGUCGAGGACAUCUGCUGAUAUUUACGAUCGCUUACUGGAUUCCAAUUUAAUUACAAUUUCCCCGUAUUUGAACUGACCGCCAAAGGCUAUAAAAACAUGUUAACGGGAUAAUAAAGUUUUAUCCUCCUUACUUCUGGUGUUACAGCACAGGAAAAUGCGAAAAUUUACAAUUCCUGAAGAUAUUUUCCCAAGAAUCUGCAUCCGUCCGACAGGUCCUGGAAAGGUUUAUAACUUUUACACAUGGAUUCCCAGAGCUCUUCACAGGAAAACGGGGGUCGCACUUCUUCUGCGACCUAACCGACUUCUUAAAUCUGUCUUUUAUCUUCUCGUCUAAUUCAUGCAUAUUUACUUUUGGAGAAAAAAAAUGGAAUUACAAGAAAAGUAAAUCAAAGAAAUAAAACUGGCGAUUCACUUUCAUCGUGAUAUAUAAAUAUUCUUAUGGACACCGAGCUAGAGGAAUCUCAUUUGCUCUUAUGGGAAUUAAGCACUCUUCGCGUUGCUUGCUCCUUAGGAGAAAAAUGGCGGAGUCCGAGAGCACGGAGGUAGCCCCCGGUCAGCCAUGCCCCACCGUCAUCCCAGUCCUCUCAGCCUUCUACAAUGUCCAAGCCAAUGCUGCCUGUCCACCACCUGACCCACCCACCACACACGCUCCACGCCACAUCUUUGCCCAGCUGCCCGGGCCGGGGCAAGAUGACGAAGUCCAUCAACCCCGAGGAGAUGACGUCGCGAGACUACUACUUCGACUCCUACGCCCACUUUGGCAUCCAUGAGGAGAUGCUGAAGGACGAGGUGCGAACGCUGACCUACAGAAACUCCAUGUACCACAACAAGCACGUCUUUAAGGACAAAAUCGUUCUGGAUGUGGGCAGCGGGACGGGGAUCCUAUCCAUGUUUGCGGCCAAAGCAGGAGCCAGGCAUGUAUACGGGAUUGAAUGUUCAAGCAUAUCAGAAUACUCAGAGAAAAUCAUCAAAUCCAACCACCUGGACAAUGUCAUCACCAUCUUCAAGGGCAAGGUGGAGGAGGUGGAGUUACCCGUGGAGAAGGUGGACAUCAUCAUCUCUGAGUGGAUGGGAUACUGCCUCUUUUAUGAGUCCAUGCUCAACACUGUCAUCUUCGCCAGGGACAAAUGGCUGAAACCAGGCGGGCUUAUAUUUCCAGACCGUGCUUCUCUCUAUGUGGUGGCCAUUGAGGACCGACAGUACAAGGACUUCAAGAUCCACUGGUGGGAGAAUGUGUAUGGCUUUGACAUGAGCUGCAUCCGUAACAUAGCCAUAAAGGAGCCUUUAGUAGAUGUCGUGGACCCCAAACAGGUGGUGACGAAUUCCUGCCUGAUAAAAGAAGUGGACAUCUACACGGUUAAGGCUGAGGACCUGUCCUUCACCUCAGCCUUUUGCCUCCAAAUCCAGCGUAAUGAUUACAUCCAUGCCCUGGUCACCUACUUCAACAUCGAGUUCACCAAAUGUCAUAAGAAGACUGGCUUCUCCACAGCACCAGAUGCACCCUACACACACUGGAAGCAGACUGUCUUCUACCUGGAGGAGUACCUUACAGUGCGCCGUGGCGAGGAGAUCAUUGGCAGUAUUGCUGUGAAACCCAAUGAGAAGAAUGUGAGAGACCUGGACUUUACUUUUGAGCUGGACUUCAAGGGACAGCUGUGUGAGGCAGCAAUCUCCCACGACUACAAGAUGCGCUAAGUGUCUGCCAGUUAGUGGGGCAGAUUGUGCCAAUCUGGUAAAGGUCCUUGUGGGCCAAGGGGCUCUAGUACAUGAAGGAUGAGCCAGAUGGGAGGAUGGGCAUGGCCCUUACAAGGUUAUUGGCAAGGCUGGAAAUGAAAGUAGUAAUUUCACUCUUUACCCUCACAAGAGUCUUGAGAAUGAGUUUAUAUAUCUCUAUUAUUAUUAUUAUUAUUGUAACACAGUACAUUUUGAAGCCCAAGUGAUGAUCAUAGGUCUUUCUGAACAGCCAGGGGACCCCGAGGUUGUUUUCUUGUAUCUGAUUAAAUGAAUAAUUUGAAGGAAGUUGUUUAAAAGUUAUUUGUCUAACAAAUUCUAUACCUGCCUCCCUUCGCAAGUCCAAGUAUUUAAAAGACAACAGGCAGUGUAACAUUGAUCUCAGUCCAUGGCUGUUUUCUGAUAAAGCUGUGAUGAUUCACACAUUUGUGUUGAUUGCUUAGAAUAUCAUGGUAACACUUUAUUGACGGAGCGCAAAAACUUAGUAAUAACUCAAUUACUACUGAAGUACAAAUCAUGAACAAAUAUAGUUGCUACCUGAGAUAAAAAAAAGUCAUUUCGUUAAUGAUGAACAAACGAGAUUAGUAUAUCACUUGUGUUAUUCAUUACUUCAUUAGUUUUGUCAGAAGUUCAUACAGGUUUACACAAUUAACAGAUAUAGUAACAAAUAUAGUAACGGCUUGGGAUGAAAGAUGUAUCAUAAUUCAUUAAUGAUUAACAAAUAUAUGAUCAGUAUUUAACUUGUGUUAUUCAUGACUUGUUCCUUCAGUAG